Molecule: messenger RNA, 363 nt
Organism: Pelobates cultripes (western spadefoot toad)
Lineage: Eukaryota; Metazoa; Chordata; Amphibia; Anura; Pelobatidae
Source: the annotation of a GenBank genome assembly
AUGGCGGCACCAGAAAAUCAGGCUGACUUCACUCCGCAUAGCCCAGCACCAUCCGUGGGAUCGCACAAAUCAAUGGACACAGGGAUAGAGGCAGAUAUAAAAGAAUUACUGCGGAACCUGCCAUCCAAAACUGACCUCACGAACAUGUUAGGGAAGCUGGAAGCGACUUUCCAAUCUAAAAUGGAGGCGAUGGGUUCUGACAUAAAUCAAGUAAGUCUCAGGGUUACUGAUUUAGAAGACAGACGUGAUGUUCUACAAGCCCAAAUGACAAACCUGUCCUCGACAAUAGAAACUAAAUCACACUUUAUGUCUUCCAUGCAACGUCAAAUGGAUGAUUUGGACAAUCAGGGCUUGCAGAAAUAA